This is a messenger RNA of Talaromyces amestolkiae, 531 nucleotides long. RefSeq lists its product as uncharacterized. Bases 1 to 531 code for a protein of 176 amino acids. The record is from RefSeq and is a predicted model, not a curated record. NCBI's taxonomy places the organism in Eukaryota, Fungi, Ascomycota, Eurotiomycetes, Eurotiales, Trichocomaceae. The transcript has 3 exons.
AUGUCUUAUCUCGGCCCAUUCCACAUUCUCAGCUACGGCACCCUCCUCGGCGCUCAGAUCUACCAAUCCUUCAUCGGCGGCACAACAGCCUACAAAGCCCUUCCCCGUCCCCAAUUCUCGGCCUUACAAAACAAACUCUUCCCCAUCUACUUCUCAUUACAAAGCGCACUCCCGCUCGCCCUCGCGCUCACAUUCCCCGGCAAAUUCGGCACGAGCGAUUUAUCGAGUGUCUAUGGCGUACUUGCGGACGAAAAUCGAUAUGCCGUGCUAUUGCCUUUGGUGAGCGUUUCGGUAGCUGGGUUGAUUAAUAUGUUUUAUUUGACGCCGAAGGUUGGGAGGGUUAUUAAGGAGAGGUUUCAGCAGGAAUCUAUUGAUGGGAAGAAGGCCUAUGAUUCCCCGCCGCAUUCACAGAAGAUGACCGAGUUGAACAAGAGGUUUGGCAAGUUGCAUGGGUUGUCGAGUUUGUUGAAUAUGGGAGCUCUGAUUGCGACGAUUGCGUAUGGGGUCUAUUUGGGAGGGAGGUUACACUAA